This is a messenger RNA of Erythranthe guttata (spotted monkey flower), 1239 nucleotides long. RefSeq names its product tetraspanin2 (gene TET2). Gene Ontology annotation, biological process: auxin-activated signaling pathway. The record is from RefSeq and is a predicted model, not a curated record. Gene Ontology annotation, cellular component: membrane. Lineage: Eukaryota; Viridiplantae; Streptophyta; Magnoliopsida; Lamiales; Phrymaceae.
UUUUAAGUUUGUAACAUGAUUUUUCUUUUUUACAAUAUUCUGUCUUAUUCUAUUUACAGCUUUGACUUAAAACACUUUUCUCUCUCACACAUUCCUCUCAGUAUAGAUCACAUGUACUGUGUGUCUGUCCGUUUCACACUGGGAUCAAUCCUCUGUUCGAUCCUCCUCCUCCAACAGAGCAUCUCCGCCGCCUCACCUCUUUCCACACACUAAAAAUGGCAGUGAGCAACAACCUCACAGCUUUACUCAACUUCGUCGCACUGAUGUGCUCAAUCCCCAUCAUCUCCGCCGGAAUAUGGCUCGCCUCCAAGCCCGACAACGACUGCAUCCGUUGGCUCCGGUGGCCCCUCGUCUUCAUCGGACUCGCCUUCCUGCUCGUGACCCUCACCGGAUUCGUCGGCGCGUACUGGAAGAAGGAGGGACUUCUCGGCGUCUACCUUGUCUGCAUGUUCAUCCUCAUCGUGCUUCUCCUCGUCGUCCUCGUGCUCGCCUUCGUCGUCACGCGCCCCAACGGCGCGUACGCAUCCCCCGGGAUGGGGUUCCACGAGUACAGGCUGGAGGGUUUCUCUUCUUGGCUGAGGGACCACGUCACCAGCAGCGACAACUGGGGCGGUAUAAGGGCCUGUUUGGCUGACUCACAAACUUGUCCUAAGCUUAAUCAGAGAUUUAUUUCUGCUGCUGAUUUCUUCGCUGCCCAUCUCUCUCCUGUUCAGUCGGGUUGCUGCAAGCCUCCGAUGAUAUGCGGGCUCCAGUACUCAAGCCCGACAACAUGGGUCGGGCCGCCCAACGCAGCAGUAGAUCCAGAUUGUGUUAUAUGGAACAACGAUCCGAGCCAACUCUGCUACAACUGCAAUUCUUGCAAAGCGGGCUUGCUCGGGAAUUUACGGCACGAGUGGAGGAAAGUGAAUGUGGUGCUAAUAGUGACGGUUGUGGUUUUGAUAUGGGUUUAUCUCAUAGCUUGCAGUGCUUACAAGAACGCCCAAACGGAGGAACUUUUCCGUAAAUACAAACAAGGAUGGGCUUAAAAUAAUAAUAAUCGUAAGCAUUAAUAAGCGAACGCUUUAUUUCGACUUUUUCUUUUUUUCCGGCAACUUUUCGUGACGUUUUAUUGGCUUUGUAUAUAUUCUUUUGCUUGUAGUUUUGUGCUUUCGCUUUUUGAGUUAUGGUAUUUGGAGUUCAUGUUCUUGAUCUUUUGUGUUAGAAUGGAAUGAGAAUAUUAUUUUUGAACUCUUUAUGUUA